AAACCAUUCCAUAGCUACCGCCUGAUGCAGUCCGUCCGUAUUGAGAUAUCGCCAUAGCCAAAUAUAUGGACGGACAUGGAGAUACAUGUAUGUGUACGAACGGACACGUCUAUAUGUGUGGGGACGCGCAUGGUGAUCUGUGCAUGAACGCAACCAAUGAACCUGAUCUAUGUGCGGACAAGAUAUACAGUCCAGGUCAAGCUUACAUUGACCCAUCUUUGUCGUACUCCCGCAAUUCCCGAAAACGAAUCUUAGAAACAAACAUGUCAUUUGAGGAGGAGAGUAAUGUGUCACGUUGCGGGCAAGCUAAGACCACGUACAUCAGAUCGGUCAUUUCAACUCCCGGAAGUGGUGAUGGACACAAUCCGUUGACAUGUCCAGACAACAACCCCUGGUCAGCUCUACUGACCACAUCUCAGAUCAACACCAAACGAAGGGACGUCAACAACAAUACCAAAAAGCGCGCCAAGAAAAAGGACAAAAAAAAGGCCAAUAUCAUCAUACCAUGUGGGGAACAAUUGCAGGAACAUGGCGCUAAAUCUAGCAAGUUUACGUACGAGCUACCUCCCCUGAGAGGCGUUCCUCGUGGCGGUGGUGGAGGUGCGCAGCGUUCCAAUUUAAAAGUCAGUGAGGUCAUUCUUGGUGUGAAUUGUUCUAAUAUCAUCACUGCAAGAGAAAACAUGAAUCUUGAAUCGAGGCUGACAUAUUUAGAUAAAACAGAAUACCGACCAGGAUUUAGAGCUUCAACAAAGAAAGCAAAGCAAAACAGCAACUCCAUGGGGCAAACGCACGCCACAAUGUCCUUCAAACUACCGAAACUUGUUGAAAACGAACAGAAAUCUGAAGACUAUGACCAGAAAAAUGAAAAAAGUGUUUUUAAACUCCCGUCAAUUGUCGGUACGACGUGUCGGUUAGACGCAUCAACAAAACAGUAUUCUACUACCACCAACCCGGAAGUGCCAGAAGACAGUGGCUCUACCUGGUGUUCACUCGGAAAUGUAAAACUGCCACCUAUCGGUCCAUUGUCCAAAGGAGUGAAUGGGACAAGAUGGAAAAACAAGUACGGAGAACAGUGAUGUGUGUGAGCGUCAUCAGUGGAGCUUUGAAGGAGGAAAUCGGGGGAGAAAGGGCAGGUUUGGAGGGGUCUAUUUAAAUUAUUUACUGAAAUAUCACGCUGGGUACUUAUCACACAUCACAAAUACCAAAUAAUAUCUUUAAACUCAAACAGUUACUUCUAUUUAAGAAUAUAUGCAAUCUUGCCACGAGAAUUAUCAUCUUAAAAAAAUAUUCAGAUACCACUUAAUUGAUCGUGGACAGACGUACUAUAAAAAGAAUAGCGUACUUAUAUUAGUAUACCAUUUUUAUCAAUGACACAGUACAUACAUCAUAGCCACGUUUUAUCACCAGUGUAUAGAUAAAUAUCAUCCCUUCUCUGGUAAAUACAAUGAUUAUUAAUACUGUAGCAACAGUGCAUUACUAUAUUGUACAAAAAUCUAUGAAAGAAAGAAGCAUACAUUGUAUUAAUCUAAAAAAGUGUUAUAUGCUUGUGUCAGAAUGAUAUCUAUUA
Molecule: messenger RNA, 1567 nt
Organism: Mizuhopecten yessoensis (Yesso scallop)
Lineage: Eukaryota; Metazoa; Mollusca; Bivalvia; Pectinida; Pectinidae
Exons: 2
Coding region: 66-1076 (336 amino acids)
Source: RefSeq, a predicted model, not a curated record